This is a messenger RNA of Lagenorhynchus albirostris (white-beaked dolphin), 1586 nucleotides long. RefSeq names its product atypical chemokine receptor 1 (Duffy blood group) (gene ACKR1). Lineage: Eukaryota; Metazoa; Chordata; Mammalia; Artiodactyla; Delphinidae. Gene Ontology annotation, cellular component: membrane. The coding region runs from base 160 to 1536 and encodes 458 amino acids. The record is from RefSeq and is a predicted model, not a curated record. Gene Ontology annotation, biological process: chemokine-mediated signaling pathway; regulation of chemokine production; inflammatory response. Gene Ontology annotation, molecular function: C-C chemokine binding. The transcript has 3 exons.
GAGAAGUGUGUUCAUCCCCUUUGGCCAGGUCCUUUCAUUCCACAGCACCUGACUGCUCCCCAUGUCCUGUGCCAGGCUGUGCUGGAGAAGAAGACCUCCCCAACACCAUUCCGGGACCACUUCAGCAGACCCCCCCAAACUCCCUUUCUAGCCCACCUCAUGUUGAACCUGAAACUGAAGCUAGAGUCCUGGGAGAAAGGGGACCGUCUUAGCCAGAUGGCCAUCCCUCUGCACCUUUGCUUCCACCUCCAGGCGGCGCUGUGUGAGUGGGAAAGACCACUGGUCAGAACUGACUACCACAUCCCGCGCUUUCUUGGACAAAUGAAACAGUGUCGCCUAACCAACCCUGUUUAUCUCAUCGUUCCAGCUCGGACACUCCAUGACUCACCCCUCCCAAUGUCCAGGCUAAGUGUCCCCAACCCUGCCCAGAGCCGAUGGCCUUCAUUAGUCCCUGGCACUUAUCUGGGAACCACAGCCACUGACAGAACUAUCCCAGCCCAUCUCUCUGCCUGCCCUGAGCCCAGCAGUGUCAUGGGGAACUGUCUGCACCCGAAUGUCCUCCAGGUGGCUGAUGACAACUCUACUAAACUGGCCACUGAAGACAAGAUUUGGAGUGAAUUUCUUGAGAUGUACGAUGCAGACUAUAACUUCACCGAUGUGGAAGCAGCUGCGCCCUGCCACUCCUGUAUCCUGCUCAACGACUCCUCACUGCCCUUCUUCAUCCUCGCCAGUGUCCUGGGCAUCCUGAUUAGUGGAGCUGUCCUCUACGCGUUUCUCAGACCUAUGUUCCCCCGUCAGGUCUACCAGAACUGGUCUAUCCUGGUGCAGUUGGCUGUGGGCAGUGCUCUCUUCAGCAUUAUGGUGCCCAUCCUGGCACGGGGGCUGAGUGGGGCCCUCAUCGCCUCCCUGUGCCACCUAGCUCACUUGGUCUCGUAUGGCUCAGCCUUUGCCCAAGCUCUGCUGAUAGGGAGCCAUGCCUGCCUGGGCCCCAAACUGGGUAGAGGUCACGUCCCAGGCCUCAGGCUGGGGAUCAGUGUGGGACUUUGGGGAGUGGCUGCCCUAUUGUCACUGCCAAUCACGCUGGGCAGUGACACUUCCCAGGGACUCUGCACAGUGACCUUCAGCGGGGAAUGGGAAAUUUUGCGGUACAUACAUGCUGCAGCCUGUUUUGCCAUCUUCAUCUUGUUGCCACUGGGUUUGUUGGGAGCCAAGGGGCUGAAGAAGGCAUUGGGCAGGGGGCCAUGUCCCUGGGUUGAUAUCCUAUAUGUCUGGUUCAUUUUCUGGUGGCCUCAGGGCAUGGUUCUGGGAUUGGACUCCCUGGUGAGGUCCAGGGCCAUGGUGGUGUCAACAUGUCUGGCCCAGCAGACCCUGGACGUGCUGCUGGACCUGGCAGAAGCCCUGGCAAUAUUGCACUGUGUGGCUACACCCCUGCUCCUCGCCCAGGUCUGCUACCAGGCCAUUCAAACUUCUCUGCCCUCCCUGCCCCUCUCGGCAACACAGUCUUCUCAUCUGGACAUCCUUGGAUGCAAAUCCUAGCUCUCUUCCCACCUGUCAACUUGAAUUAAAGUGUACGCUGUUUUUACGAA